AUGUACAUCAAAAUGCGAGGUAUAUGAUAUUAUGAAUUAUUUUCCGAAUUCUAAAGGAUUAUGGAAUUUUAUCCCAGCAGUUCUGAAAAUUCGUGAAAUCAGCCCUAAUUUCGAAAAAUAUUUAUUAGUCGAUGAAUAUUCCGAGGUCAAUUUUGAUAAUUUUGAAAACUUUGGAUCAGAAAAUAUAUUCAUUGGUUAUGCAUUAAAGGAUAAAGAGUGAGUUUAAUGAAAUUUAAAACCCAAGUUCUCCAUGAAAUGAAUCAGGCCCACAAUUAUCCAUCAUUUUGGUUUCAACUUACCGGAAAGUUUUGAAUAUCCACUUUUGUCUUCGGGAAUUUUAUUGAGUGCAGACAUUGUGAACAGGUAUAAAAACCGAAUAUGUAAUAUAAAUAUCAGAAAAACAUUUCAGAAUCGAGAAAACUAAAUCAAAUAUGAAGCUUCCAUCAUUUUUCAUUGAUGCUCAACAUGAACUUGCCGAAUUUUUAUAUACCAAUCUUCAAAUUAAACUCACACAUUUUCCCGAAAGUUUCUGCACUUUUUCCAAUAAAAUUAGAAGUUCAAAAUGCUUUGUCACGAGCCAAAAAUCAUUGUCAAUUUCAACAAUUUCUGAAGAUGAUAUUCAUAUCAAAAUCAAAACUCAUCACGGAAAUCAUAAAACCAGAAUACCAAUUCAGAAAAAGACGUGGACCUCAAAUUUGAAAAAUUUGGAAUAUUGUAGUGAUUUUGAAGAUAUUUCAAUACCAACAAUUGAUUUGAAACUAGGAAAUACUCAAAGAGGACAUUGUGCAAAAACAUGGGGAAUAAUGAAAAGAUUCAAUGGCUCAAAAUGGUUAUUAAUUGCUGAUGAUGAUACAUUGAUCUCUUGGAGUCGAUUGAAAAUAUUUUUAUCGAAGUAUAAUCCAGAGGAUCGAGUGAUAAUUGGAGAGAGAUAUGGAUAUGGUUUUGAUUAUGAUGGAAAUCGAGGAUAUGAUUAUCCAACAGGAGGUUCGGGGUAUGUUUUUUUGUUUUUUUACUACUAUAAGGUCUUGGAUAAGUUUUAUUUCAGUAUGAUAUUUUCUGAAUCUGCUAUCAAAUCUUUACUCGCAGUUUGCCCGAAUUGUUCAUCUCCUGAUGAUCCAGAUGAUAUGAUGAUUGGAAUGUGUGCUCAAUUAGCUGAUAUCCCAAUUAUUCAUUCGAAAAGUUUACAUCAAGCAAGACCCGAAGAUUAUGCCGAAGAAUAUUUGGAUUCUCAAUUCCCAAUCAGUUUUCACAAAUUCACGGAUACAGAUCCUAUCAAAAAUUACGAAAUGUAUUUGAAAACUGAUAAGAUCAAUGAUGAAUUAUAA
Caenorhabditis angaria is the source of this 1325-nucleotide messenger RNA. The record is from the annotation of a GenBank genome assembly. NCBI's taxonomy places the organism in Eukaryota, Metazoa, Nematoda, Chromadorea, Rhabditida, Rhabditidae.